ACACAUAAUAUGAGAACAAACUGACCAGUCUCUGUGACCUGUCUUUGAUAUCACGUCCAUGUAUUGUUGUUCUUUUCUUUCACGGCUGGGCGUCGGGAUGGCGAGCAUGAGUUCCACGCUCGUCGAAACCGUCUCCAUCAACUAUGAGGACUUUAACGAAAGCUUCCUCACCUGCGGCACAUGUUUAUGCACUUAUGAUGGUGGAGAACAUACGCCGAAACUUCUACCUUGUUCGCAUACUGUCUGCUUACAUUGCCUUACUCGUAUAGCCGCCUCACAGACAAGAGAUGCUGGAUGCUUUAGAUGUCCGAUAUGCCGCGAACUAAUUACAAUACCUCGGGGCGGAGUGCCAGCCUUACCGCCGUCGUUCCUCGUGAACCAACUACUAGAUCUGAUGGCGCGGCAACGUCGCGAAGUGAUACCACAGUGUAGCUCCCACCCAGGAAGAGAGUUGUUAUUCUGCGAAACGUGUGAUUGUGUGUUCUGUCGACACUGCGCGGAUGGACCUCACAGUGACACCCCAUGUGAUCAUACCGUCGUACCAUUUUCUAUAGCUUUAAAGAGAAUGUCUGAAAUAUUAUUGUAUAGAGCGAAUGAGUGCCUCAGCAAGCUUGGUUCGGCAAGGGAAGCGGUCGCUAGUGAAUUGAGGAGGCUGGAGGCGGCUGCGACAGCGGCCGACGAAGCUAUUGACAGACAUUUCGCAGAGCUCAGAGCUGCGUUGGAUAAACGUCACACUGAACUGAAAUCGGCCGCUGCAGCCGCUGCUGCUCAUAAGCGGAAGUUGCUCGAAGAACAAUUGAAGUUAAUUGAUGCGGAAAAAUCAAAGGUCGAAGCAGAAUGUUCUGGUCUUCAGCAACAAGUAGAGGUGCGAGAGGUCAGUAGUCGGGCGGCAGCACUAGGUGCGAGACUCGGCGACGCGGCCGCUCUUGCUGAGCCAAGGGAGAACGCUUUCCUCGCAGUAGACUUUGGUCACAACGAUGCUCAGCAAAGGUUCGCGGAGGCCUUGACAGACUUAGGCAGAGUUCGAACCAGUACCACUUUCCCUGGACUCUGUACAUUGCAGUUAGAAUCGCAGUGCGUGUGCGGAUUGGAAGUGGUGGUGGUACUGCGGACGGUGGAUUACCACGGGGAGGCUCGUAGUACGGGCGGAGACCCCGUGACGGCCGCCGCCACGCUCGACGAUUCGCCGCUCGCCUGCACCGUUACUGACCUGGACACUGGACUCUACAGGAUUAGUAUGCGUCCGUGGAGUGCGGGCGCGGUGUGCGUGCGCGUGCUGGUGUUCUCGCGAGCCGUGCGCGACUCCCCGCUGAGGGCUCGGGCCCUGCCCGCCGCCGCGCCGCUGCUGGUGUGGGGCUCCCGGGGCACCGGCAAGGAACACCUCACGCAGCCCGUUGCACUCGCCAGGUGUCCGAAACGACGGGAAAUAUACGUACUUGAUGCGGGUAAUUCGAGAGUCAAAGUGUUGGAUGACGAGACGUUUGCAUUUAAAACCCAUAUAGUUAAUGAAGGUCUAGCCGGGCGGAGUUGUACAGGAAUAGCGGUGACAGCUGAUGGAGUUAUAGCUGUUAAUUGGCGUACUCGCACACUUACAGAGGUGAACGCGGAGGGCGGCACCGUCCGCACGCUGUCGUCGGAGCGGCUGGUGGAGCCGGUGUGCGUGGCGGCUCACGUGGCCUCCCGCCGCGUCGCCGUCGCUGACAACGGCGCCAGAGCAGUCUUCCUGUUCGAUGCCCACGGCAACAUCGAGCGGGAGGUGGGAGGUGGUGAACUGGGUCUUGUCGGGGGUCUGGCUUUGUCGGAGGACAUGCUAAUUGUGGCGGAUGUUGCAAUACGAAUCUACGACUUGGAGGGAAACCUAAAAAAUGUUUUUGCUCAACUGCCAAAAGGUCGCGGCGGGUACGGCGGCAUCGCAAUCGAGGCGGGGGGCGCGCGCGUGGUGUGCGCGCGGUCGGUGCGCGGGCGGCCGGCGCUGGUGGUGGUGGACGCGCGCGCGGGCGGCGUGCUGGCGGCCGCCGAGCUGGCCGAGCGCCGCCCGCGCCGCCUCGCCGGCCUCGCGCUGCUGCCCGCGCGCCGCGCGCUCCUCGCGGACCUCGCCGGCGACUGCCUCCGCCUGCACACCUACUGGUGA
Achroia grisella is the source of this 2131-nucleotide messenger RNA. Its product is annotated as tripartite motif-containing protein 3-like. Gene Ontology annotation, cellular component: chromatin; nucleoplasm. Gene Ontology annotation, biological process: positive regulation of DNA-templated transcription. Gene Ontology annotation, molecular function: ubiquitin-protein transferase activity; protein binding; zinc ion binding. NCBI's taxonomy places the organism in Eukaryota, Metazoa, Arthropoda, Insecta, Lepidoptera, Pyralidae. The transcript is spliced from 11 exons. The record is from RefSeq and is a predicted model, not a curated record. Bases 59 to 2131 code for a protein of 690 amino acids.